Messenger RNA from Gamsiella multidivaricata, 711 nucleotides. RefSeq lists its product as uncharacterized. The transcript is spliced from 3 exons. The record is from RefSeq and is a predicted model, not a curated record. The annotation marks the transcript as partial. NCBI's taxonomy places the organism in Eukaryota, Fungi, Mortierellomycota, Mortierellomycetes, Mortierellales, Mortierellaceae.
AUGAGCACAGAAAAGAAAAAAACGUCCCAGGACCAGCAGCCUUCCAACACUCUUUCGUCCAUCGUUUCGAACCUGGUGCGUGCGGCCAUCGGUGGAAGCCAUGAAGAAGUGCCCGAUGAGGACCUGGACAAGUAUGUGGCUGAUAUGAUCAUGAAGUCCGCCAACAAGGCCCACAACAGAUACCAGUCCGUCGGCCUUGCUGCAUAUACCCCCUCAGGCCUGACCAAUGCUGAUAGCGAAGACAAAGCACAAUUGGGAUCGGGUGUCAUAAUCGACCGCACCGAGAGCAAUGGCCUCAAAACCAACAAACGAUUUCUUUCUUCAAUCAUCAAGAGCACGGACGAUCACAACCAGGCGUUGAUUCGCGCAGAGGACAGGAGAGCGACAGAGAUGGCCAAGGAGCUGAUAGCAGAUCUGGAUAGACGGGCGGCAGGACGCAGACGAGAGCUAAGCCAGGAUAGAGAAGGCAAACGAGAUGGCCGGCCGUCGAGAUCAGAAUCGCCGAGAACGAGGUUGCGGUCACGGUCACCAGCAUCGGAUACUGGGGACAAAAUCAAAGUGCGUGGACGGGGGUCCCGGAAAUAUGAUAGCAGCCAUAUGGACAAGUACUUUGAGGAGGGAUACGACCCAUUGCUGGACACCCGCUCUGGAGAUGAAGCAGUGAAGAAGGAGAAGCAUAAGAAGAAGGAAAAGAAGGAUCGAAAGAGCAAG